Messenger RNA from Drosophila teissieri, 2786 nucleotides. RefSeq lists its product as uncharacterized. Gene Ontology annotation, molecular function: serine-type endopeptidase activity. The record is from RefSeq and is a predicted model, not a curated record. Gene Ontology annotation, biological process: proteolysis. The coding region runs from base 62 to 2587 and encodes 841 amino acids. The transcript has 7 exons. NCBI's taxonomy places the organism in Eukaryota, Metazoa, Arthropoda, Insecta, Diptera, Drosophilidae.
CUGGAAACGAACCCACUCGCAAGUGAUUUUCAAAAAAUAUAGUGAUUAAUUUAGCAACAAAAUGAAAGUGUUCGCGGCGGUAGUUCUUUGCAUUCUGAUUGCCCACGAGGCCACAGCCCAGUAUUCGCGAUGCCUGAAUCCCAAUCAAACGCCUGGACUUUGUGUGCUCAUUAGCGAGUGUCAGACGCUCUACUCCGUGCUGAAGCGGGCCACGUUGACCGAUCAGGAGAAGAGCUUCAUCAAGUCCUCGGCCUGUGGCAGGGGCAGCAACAAUCAGCCCUACGUCUGCUGCACCCAGGACACGGGCUAUGUGCGGACGCAACGCCAGAAUCCCAACUUUCCGGACUACGAUGGCUUUGGCGGCGACUGGGAGGAGGAGCGGCCCCAGAGUUUCGUCUUUCCCAGGCAAGAAAGGCGGCCCUGGAGCUUCGCCAACCAGCCAGCCACCAGCAGAACUCCGGUUCAGAAAUCAUCCACUGGCGAUGGCUCCAACCUACUGCCUCAGCCGCCCACCUGCGGGGGCGUGGCUAUCAGGAACCGGAUCUACGAUGGCCAGGACACCGAUCUGAACGAGUUUCCCUGGAUGGUGCUGCUGGAGUACCGCAGACGAACUGGAAACGGCCUGUCCACCGCCUGUGCAGGAUCGCUCAUCAAUCAGCGAUAUGUCCUCACGGCGGCCCACUGUUUGACUGGCAGGAUCGAGCGGGAAGUGGGAACACUUGCCUCUGUGCGACUGGGCGAGCAUGACACUCGCACCGCGGUGGACUGUCCUCCAAAUGGAGGCACUUGCUCGCCGGAGGUCCAGCGUCUGGGCAUCGAGGAGAUCCGGUUUCACGAAAGAUACAGCGAAAAGGCCUCCAAUCAGGUGCACGACAUCGGUCUCAUUCGCCUGGAGCGCAACGUCCGCUACUCGGACAACAUCCAACCCAUUUGCCUGCCCUCGUCGGUGGGCCCCGAGUCCAGGCAAUCCGGCCAGCAGUUCACCGUCGCCGGUUGGGGUCGUACUCUGAAGAUGAACCGCAGUGCGGUGAAGCAGAAGGUGGCGGUCAACUACGUGGAGCCCGCCAAGUGCAGGCAGAGAUUCGCGCAGAUCAAGGUGAACGUGGAGGCCACUCAGCUCUGUGCCGGCGGUCAGUUCCGGCAGGACAGCUGCGACGGCGACUCCGGCGGACCGCUGAUGCGAUUCCGCGACGACUCCUGGGUGCUGGAGGGCAUCGUGUCCUUCGGCUACAAGUGCGGCCUGAAGGAUUGGCCCGGCGUCUACACGAAUGUGGCUGCCUAUGACAUCUGGAUCAGGCAGAAUAUACUGUUACCUAUGCUCGGCUCGGUUCUGCGACUAUGGCUACUCCUCGGCUGUUUCCACCGCUUCCUGGCCGCCGGCGAAGUCCUGCAGGAGUGCGACAUUCCCAAUGAGACGAAGCGGGGCGUUUGCAUGGAGGUCAGCAGGUGCAAGGCGUAUCUGCAGGUGCGCAAUGCCACCAACUUGCCGGCGGAGAAGGUCAACUUCCUGAAGAAGGUGCAGUGCGAUGCUGCGGUGGAGCAGCAAGUCUCGGAGGCGCAGCGUUCCUACGACUCCCUCGUUUGCUGCCCGGCAAAUGGCCAGGAUUACCUCUUUCCCGUGCUGCAGUUCUCCAAGUUCGAGUACCGAAGAUUUCUGGAUGUGACCGCUCGUUUCAAGCGCAAGAAACUCAAGCGACGGAUUCAAACGGUGGAGCCGAGUUCGGGAUUCAAUUUGCUGCAUGAGUGCGGCAAGCAAGUGACUAAUAGAAUUUACGGCGGCGAAAUCGCCGAACUUGAUGAGUUUCCCUGGCUGGCACUGCUGGUUUACAACUCAAAUGAGUAUGGCUGCAGUGGCGCUCUCAUAGACGAUCGUCAUAUCCUCACAGCUGCCCAUUGUGUUCAAGGCGAGGGCGUUCGUGAUCGCCAAGGAUUAAAGCAUGUGCGUUUGGGCGAAUUCAACGUGAAAACGGAACCCGACUGCAUCGAGGAGCCGAAUUAUUUGAGCUGCGCGGACGCCGCCUUGGAUAUCGCCUACGACAAGAUCCAUGUGCAUCCGGAGUACAAGGAGUUCUCCAACUACAAGUACAACGACAUCGCCAUUAUACGUCUCAAACAUGCAGUAUCUUUUACUCAUUUCGUAAUGCCCAUCUGCUUGCCCAGCAAAUCCGAGCCGGUCACUUUGGCCGAGGGCCAGAUGUUCUCCGUUUCCGGCUGGGGACGCACGGAUUUAUUCAACAAGUACUUCAUCAACAUCCACAGUCCCAUCAAGCUGAAGCUGCGCAUCCCGUACGUCUCCAACGAGAACUGCACCAAGAUCCUGGACGGCUACGGAGUGCGCCUGGGUCCCAAGCAGAUCUGCGCCGGCGGCGAGUCCGCCAAGGACACGUGUGCCGGCGACUCCGGCGGACCGCUGAUGUACUUCGAUCGCCAGCACUCGCGGUGGAUGGCCUACGGCGUGGUCAGCUACGGAUUCACGCAGUGCGGCAUGGCCGGAAAGCCGGCGGUUUACACUAACGUGGCCGAGUACACGGACUGGAUCGACAGCGUUGUGCAGCAGCGGAAAUUGACGCAGUCAAUGUUGCCUUGACGUCAGAUUUCUUUCACAUUUUUUGGGGGAAGAACAAUUGGCGCCUAAUUGAAGUGGGUGGUUGGUAUUCGGAUUCAGAUCUGUUUACCUCCUUAUACCUUAUUUGUACAUAUUUUGCUAAUUAUCAACUAACAACAGCCAUCAACUAUUUGGUUAAGCGUGUGUGUGAAUGGAAUGAGUGCGGAAUGUGAGUGCCAGU